This is a messenger RNA of Linderina pennispora, 9228 nucleotides long. RefSeq lists its product as uncharacterized. Gene Ontology annotation, molecular function: enoyl-[acyl-carrier-protein] reductase (NADH) activity; fatty acid synthase activity; holo-[acyl-carrier-protein] synthase activity. Lineage: Eukaryota; Fungi; Kickxellomycota; Kickxellomycetes; Kickxellales; Kickxellaceae. Gene Ontology annotation, cellular component: fatty acid synthase complex. Gene Ontology annotation, biological process: long-chain fatty acid biosynthetic process. Bases 204 to 9164 code for a protein of 2986 amino acids. The transcript is spliced from 26 exons. The record is from RefSeq and is a predicted model, not a curated record.
CUUCUCUCCCUGCUCUUUAUUCCACCUCGCACUUCAGUAUUCGUCGUCGUUGUUCGUUGUAUGUCAUAACCUCUUGUCAUUCUGGCUUCUAGAUAAUUACUUUUCGCGAGCUAUGACCACGUACUCUGAUACCCACGCCUUUAUAUCGGUUUCCACCGAUACUCUGGCCGUCGAGGUUCCUAUUGAGCGGUUAAUUGCGCACGAUGCCCGACGUUUGGCGGCUAGGAUUUGCUAAGGAGCCAAUCGGAUACACCUGCAACAUCGAGCUUCUUGCCUCGUUUGUCGGCUACUGCAGCUCUCGACAUGCUGCUGUAGCACUGGCCACCUUUGGCCACUUUUGUGACUCGUUCUGCCAAGAUGCAGAUAUUCACCUAGUAAUCCAACGACACGGGCUCGAUGAGGAGCAGGCGCGCCGAGUACUCAGAGGGUACUACUCUGUGUGGAAUUUGACUGAGCCCCAUGGCAGCCAUUGCAUACCACACUACACUCCGGCACUACUCUCCGACCCAGAUGUCAGUUUAAUGGCCCUGUUUGGUGGCCAGGGUGGCAUGGAGAAUUACAUGGACGAGGCACGCUGGCUGCUUGAUGUGUACGCACCGCUGCUCGGCGACUUUGUCUCCCGAAUGUCAGCGUUUCUUGAUCGCGAAUGCCAGGACCCACGGCUUGCUCAGCUCUACGAUAGCGGCUUGGACCCCCCACCCGAUACUUAUUUCGCACACGUGUCGGUUGCCAUUCCGAUCACCGGGCUAGUCCAGCUCAUGCACGUGAUGGUCUUGUACAAGACCCUUGGGAUAUCUCCAGGCGAACUGACAGACAGCUUUACAGGUGCCAUGGCAGAACUGGAGCGACCAGAAUCACACAUCAGCCAUGACCUCGUUCAAGAGGCUGAAAAUCACGAGGGCACACCGGCACCGAUGGUGUCUGUGCGCGGAAUCGACAAGCCCCAGUUGCUCCAGCUUAUCCACGAGUACAACGGACGGCAGUCAGGCAAGUGGGCGAGCGUCUAUUUGUCGCUGGUCAACACUCGUAAUCAGUUCGUGGUGUCAGGUAUGACAGCGCCAUUGGCAAAGUUCGUGCGCCAAUCUCGGGUGCCGUUCUCGCAGCGCAAGCCGAAUGCAAAGAUGUCAUACUUGACCAUCAACGGGCCAUAUCACUGUGAGCUACUCCAGCCGGUUAUCGACAAGCAGCGGGAAUAUGCGUACGAGAAGGGGUGGGUGCUGGAUGCAGCAGGACCUACGGCAGAGCUGUUCAAAGAGGACAUUGCAGAUGUAAUCGAGGCACAUAAUUGGCAGAAGCAGUUUGCUCCGCGACUUGUUCGCACGGCGCACAACGAUCAGCUGCAUAUUGACACGCCAAUGCAUCGCAUACUGGGCAUGCCGCCGCUAAUGGUUGGUGGCAUGACACCCACUACUGUCAACGAGAAAUUCGUUGGCGCAAUCAGUCAGGCUGGGUACCAUGUCGAGCUCGCCGGUGGCGGAAUCUUCACGAGGGAAGCUCUAGAGGCCAAGGUCAAUAGCCUGAUGCAGUAUAUUCGGCCGGGCCAGGGAAUCACGCUCAACGGCAUCUACCUCAACCAGCGGCUGUGGGCGUUCCACUACUCGGAGAUCCUCCGACUUCGACGGGCCGGAUUCCCGAUUGCCGGUGUGUGCAUUGGUGCCGGCGUGCCCUCGUUGGAAGUGGCAAACGAGAUUAUCCAAAGCUUCCGUGUUGCUGGUCUACAGCACGUCAUUCAGAUAGCCCACGACAACUCGGAUUUCCCUGUUAUUCUUCAGUGGACCGGCGGACGUGCUGGCGGCCAUCACUCAUGCGAGGAUUUCCACCAGCCCUUGCUUGAGACGUAUGCGGCAAUUCGUGGCCAGCAAAACAUUGUGCUUGUCGUUGGUUCUGGGUUUGGUGACGCGGACGGUACAAUUCCAUAUCUUACAGGUGACUGGAGCCUGACUUACGGUAGGGCGCCAAUGCCGGCUGACGGCAUUUUGGUUGCAUCGCGCGUGAUGACUGCACUAGAAGCUGGCACGUCUCUGGCUGGCAAGCAGCUAUUAGCACAGACACCCGGGCUUGUCGAUUCCGAAUGGGAGAAGACGUAUGUGGCGGCUGCUGGUGGGAUUAUUACAACACCUUCAGAAUAUGGCGAGCUGAUGCAUGCUGUAGCGACGCGCUCAGCGAUUUUCUGCCGGGAGAUGCACGACACGAUCCUGCCUAAGCGCGACUACAUCAUUGCACGUCUGAACGCCGACCAUGACCUUGAGGAGAUGACGUACCUGGAAGUCUCCUUGCGGCUGGCGGAGCUUAUGUACAUUCAACGGCCAGCACGCUGGAUCGACCCAUCGUAUCUUGUGCUUUUUGGAGACUUCAUCCGCCAUAUUGAAGACCGGUUCUCAGGCAACGUGCAUGCAUAUGAGCUGCAGACCAUCGGAGAGAUAUCGGAUCCACUGCUCACAUCAUCAGAUGCUACCUACUUCAUUGCGCUAUGCCGACGUCGUGGCCAGAAGCCAGUUCCAUUCAUCCCAGUACUGGACAAAGACUUUGCGAGCUGGCUGCUCAAGGACACUAUUGGUCAGUCUGAGGACAUCGAUUCUGUUUUUGACCAGGAUAUCCAGCGCACUACCAUCCUGCAAGGGCCUGUUGCUGCGCGGUAUGUGACUAAGGUGAACGAGCCAGUCAAGGAUAUUCUUGAUGGGAUUUACCGCGGCCAGAUUGCUGCGCUGCUGCAUCCGCCUGCACCCCUGCUUUUGCCUGAUUCGGUACAGCGCCACAUGCUCGAGGACUCAUGGGUGUACCAGCUCCCUGAUGACGGGUCACAGCUACCGGACCUCGAAGCAUGGGUCGAACACGCUAACUGGCCCACGCAAGUCGUGGCUGCACGCACUGCUGACAGCACCAGUGAUUACGCCAGGGCUCCAAAGUUCACGGAUAACUUUGUGCGCAGCAUCAUGCGUCCACGACCAGGACAGGUGGUUUCAGUGCACCUUGUUGAUGGUGUGCCAAUGCGGAUCCGCGUGUCGCGCCGUAAUCCAGAGCUGCCAGUGGAGUUCAUGUUCAUAUAUCGCCCUGACACGCCGUAUGCACUGAUUCGAGAGGUCAUGGACGAGCGUGAUAGUCGCAUAUGCCUCCCAAUGCGAGCUAUUGCCAGCAUUGGUGAUGGCUGCGGAGAACCGUUUGAGUCGGCUGUCGAUAUGACCAAUCCGACAAGUGUUCCUUCUCCUGACACAUUCCGGUCCCUCAAAGUCGGAGACACAGUCGACUACGAGGUAUCCAUGCAAGAGCUUGUUAAUGUCGUUGGAGGCAAGAAGCUGGAUGCUGAUCUCGUGCCCGGCAGUGUACUCGAGUUUGAACUCUACUCGCAGUAUCGCUACAAGACCGAUACUGUCUAUUCCUACAUCAAAACCACUGGCCGCGUGAUGCGCCGAGAUGGCUAUGCACCAGGACAUAAGACCGUUGUCGGUGAAGUCGAUUUUGAAUGCCUCGAGUCGCUGGGAAAUCCUGUGGUUGUGUUCCUACAACGGCAUGGAGCAGCUAUAGAUUCGGAGUCGCUGUUCGACGGGCUAGGAAUCCCGGUCCAGAGGUCGAUGCAAACAGUAGCCCCACGCUCUGCACACCCAUAUGCGGAGGCUUCUGGCGAUAUAAACCCGAUACAUACCAAUCCGUACAUGGCCAACUAUGCGGGCUUGCCUGGUACGAUAAUUCAUGGAAUGUGGACGGCGGCAGCCACGCGGGCAUUUGUCGAGGACGCUGCUGCACACGGAAUUCCUGACAGAAUGCGCGCCUAUUCCGCAGAAUUCGUCGACAUGGUUUUCCCUGGCGACAGGCUGGAGACCAAGCUGCAUCACAUUGGCAUGAAGAAUGGCCGUAUGUUGUUCAGCGGUGAGACCACUAACCAACAUGGGUCAACAGUACUCACCUGCACUGCUGAGAUUGAACAGCCGCUGACCGCAAUGGUAUUUACCGGCCAAGGCAGCUCGCAGGCGUGUGGGAUCCGCGCUGAUGCACAUAUGCUCGCAAAGUACGGGGUGUCAUUGCUGAGUAUUGUGCGCGGGAACCCGACCGAAGGGACAUCGGUGCGCAGCUCCUACAUGUCGCUGACAACCGAAGUUCCAAACGGUGAUGGCACUGUCCGCAUCGUUCCGCUAUUCCCUGGCAUCAACACGCGCACACGCAGCUUCAAACACCGAGCCGUCGCUGGUCUGCUGAAAUGCGACUCAAGUUCACGCAAGCCUGCGCAAACAGUGUUCGCAUUGGCAUGCAUUGCCGACAUGCGCGCAAAGUCGCUUAUUUCCGAGCGUACGCUGUUUGCAGGACACUCUCUUGGCGAAUUCGGUGCCUUGGCAGCCAUGACCCAUAUAUUCACUGUGGAAGAUAUUGUCGACAUCACCUUCUAUCGCGGGAUGCUGCUCAAUAUGUCAGUUGAGCGUGAUGAGCAGAACUGCUCGCAGUACGGCAUGGUCGCAGUGAAUCCGACCAGGGUUACUCCCGGGUUUGGCGAGCGCGAGCUGUGCUUUCUGGUUAACUUUAAUGUUGACGAGCAACAGUAUGUCGUUACUGGCCAUCUGUCGCAGCUGGAGGCUCUUCGUCGAGUGCUGGAUAUUAUCAGCAGCAAGAAAAUCGAUACAUCUGGGCACGCUGGGAAGGAGCAUACCGUUAGGCUUAUCCAGGAUGUCCUUGAGCUUCUGGACGGUGACAUUACGCCUAGGCGCGGUCGUGCGACGAUUCCCCUCUCCGGCAUUGAUCCUGUUGCGUGCUUCCGUCGCUGCUUGCAAGAGCGGAUCCCAGCCGGACGUGUCGACUAUCAGCAGCUCCGCGAUGUAUACAUCCCGAAUGUUACUGCACGUGCGUUUGAGGUGUCUAGGAGCUACUUCCAGUAUGCAGAGAGUAUCACUCACUCACCGAUUUUGGCCCAGGAGAACGACCAGGAUACAUCGAAUUUGGCUCGUACGCUGCUUAUUGAGCUCAUUGCAUACCAGUUCGCCUCGCCCGUGCGCUGGAUUGCGACUCAAAAAUUGCUGUUCGGUACACUCAGUGUCGACCGCCUUAUUGAAGUGGGACCGACGCCAACACUCAAUGGAAUGGCUCACAAGACACUGGCGACGGAUCCAUUUGCUGAGCGAGACGUGGCAAUCCUACAUAUCCUGCAGAACGAGAGCGAUGUGUACUACUCCCACUGGAUCGAUGUCACAGACAGCAAGACGAUCAAAGAACUUGCUGGUGGCAAGUCGACGCUGCAGAACGAGAUUGUCAGCGAGCUGCAGAAGGAGUUCGGCAAGAAGGUCCCAGACAAGGCCGAAGAAAUGCCGCUUGGUGACCUGGCCGCGUCAAUUGGGGCUUUCGGUGGGGCGCUGGGUAAGACACCAACCACUCUGAUUGCCCGCAUGUUCGCUGCCAAAAUGCCUGGCGGGUUCACCCAGUCAAGCGCACGUGCAUAUCUGAAAUCUGCAUACGGGUUUGGUGCGCAGCGACAGACAGCUCUUUUCCUUGUGGCUGUAACCAUGGAGCCUCCAAGUCGUAUUACACAGGAGGUUGAGGCAAAGCGCUGGUUGCAUGCUGUGGCCGAGAUUUAUGCCAAGCGCGCAAACAUUUCCUUGGCUGACGCUUCAGGGUCAAGCGGGUCUGGCAGUGCAGGCGGCGACGGCGUACCAGUCGUGAACAGUGCAGAGUUUGAACUGGCACAGAAGGAGCAGCGCGAGCACAGUUUACGGCAGAUAAAGGUUCUUGCGCAGCAUAUCGGAUUGGAUCUGUGCAAGCAUGAGCGGAUGUACGAGGCUGCUAUGGCCGAUAACACGGUGACUGCGGGCUCAGGCGACGAGUUUGUUGGCGGCAUACAGCCAAUGUUCGAUAAGAACAAGGCACGCUUUUACGAUUCGUGCUGGAACUGGGUGCGCAUCGAUAUGUACGAGCUGCAAAUGCUGAUGCUGGCCAAUCGAUCUACUCCGCAGCUGGUCAAAUACCUUCAUGCUACAGUUGGGAUUUUGGAACAGCAGGCAGACGACAUGGCCCUAGCAGCACUGCAAAGCGUUACCGAUGUCUUGGCCGCCGCCAAACCCGCACAAAGCAAGCCACCUGUAUAUAAAGGUGUUGCCACUAUUACCCGCCCGCACACCACGGUUUCUAUGGCAGGCGAGGUUCUAUAUGAGGAGCUUGCCAGAGAAGAUGAGCCGAGUUACAGCGAGUACGUCGAGCAUAUGUGCAAGCCCAAUGCUGAUCACGAGUCGUUUUUGUUUAUCAAGAGCAAGGCGCGCGGCCGCACGUGGCUGCUUAACAAAGCACACACCGACAUUUACUUUGACGGGCUGCGUCAGAUGUGCACAGAGGGACUUUCGCUAGGUGGCACCACUGCGCUGGUCACUGGCUGUGGCUGUGGGUCGAUCGGGAGCGAGGUCCUCAAGGGGCUGUUGGCCAGUGGCGCAAAGGUCCUGGCAACCACUUCCAGCUACUGCCGCAAAUCAACGCAAUACUUUGAGGACAUUUAUCGAAAGCAUGGGUCACGCGGGUCACAGCUGGUGGUUGUUCCGUUUAACCAGGGCUCUAUCUCGGAUAUUCAGGAGUUGGUUGACUUCGUUUACAGCGAGCAGGGUCUGAACUGGGAUCUCGACUUUAUCGUGCCGUUUGCGUCAGUUUCAGAAAUAGGGCAGGACAUCACUGGGGUCAGAUCCAAGUCUGAGCUAGCCCAUCGUGUUAUGUUGACCAACACCAUCCGCCUGUUGGGCCAGGUUGCGUCUGUUAAGGCCAGGCUUGGUUUAGACCUUUCGCCCACCCAAGCCAUAUUGCCUCUAUCUCCAAACCAUGGCGUGUUUGGCGGCGAUGGGCUGUAUGGCGAGAGCAAGGCUGGGCUUGAGACGUUACUCAACCGCUGGCGCUCUGAGUCAUGGUCUGCAUACUUGUCGAUUGUGGGUGCGGAUAUUGGAUGGACGCGCGGCACUCGCAUGAUGGAUUUGAAUGAUACGUUGGCCGAAGUGGUUGAGCAGCACAAUGUCCGCACAUUCUCCCCUUCGGAGAUGGCAUUCAACAUCCUUGGUCUCCUGCACCCGGCUAUCUGCGAUAUUGCGCUGGAAUCGCCGGUAUGGGCAGAUCUGAGCGGUGGAUUCGAGCAGUUCUCUGAGAAUAUAAGCUCGAUGGUUGGCACUCGGCACGCUUAUGCAGAGCAAGGAAAGCUAAGGGUGGCGCUUCUCUCUGCUGCGGCUCAGGACCACCAAGAGAUGUCUGCGACGCGAAUGGUCGAUGUUUUCACAUUGGACAAUGUUGAGCCGCUGUCAUACGAGCAGCUUGCACACCUGCGCCACCUUGAGGGUAUGGUCAAUCUAGACAAGGUAGUUGUGGUCACCGGGUACGGAGAGGUGAAUCCGUUUGGCAACGCCGAGACACGGUGGCAGAUGGAAGCGUAUGGCGAGUUUUCUCUCGAGGGGUGUGCCGAACUGGCCUGGAUCAUGGGCCUGAUCAAGCACCACAGCGGACCACUUGCUUCAACUGGAGAUGUCUAUAUUGGCUGGGUUGACAGCGAGAGCAACGAGCCAGUCAAAGAUCACGAUAUCAAGGCCAGGUACGAGUCGCGCAUUGUUGCCAGCACUGGCAUUCGUGUUCUUGAUCCCUCAGCGACAAAAGGGUACGACCCGAACAACAUUGUAAUGAUGCGCGAGAUCCAGGUCGACCAUGACUUGGAGCCGUUCGAGGCCACUGCGGACGAGGCUGGCCAUUUCAAACGCGGUAACGGCGAUAGGGUUGAUGUGUGGGAGAAUCCCGACGGAACAUGGUCCGUGCGGUUCUUAAAGGGUGCUGUGAUCUCGGUCCCCAAGGCGCUGCAGUUUGAUCGACUUGUCACAGCACAGCUACCAACUGGCUGGAGCGCUGAGCGCUAUGGAAUCCCAAAAGAUAUCAUUGACGUAGUCGACCCAGUUGUGCUUUAUGGACUUGUCGCGACAGUCGAGGCGCUGCUGCGAUCUGGAAUAACCGAUCCAUACGAGCUAUACAAGUAUUUCCAUGUGUCUGAGGUUGGCAACUCUACUGGUGCCUGCUUUGGUGGCGCGGAUGCUAUGAAGGAUAUCUUUGGAAACGGCGCCCUCGACAAGGAUGUCAAAACAGAUGUUGUGCAGGAGAUGUUCAUAAACACAGUGGCCGCCUGGACCAACAUGCUUCUCUUUGUCAUCGUCCGGCCCCAUCAAAGCUACAGUCGGCGCCUGCGGAACCACGGCCAUCCUAGAAUGAUGGUUGCCGGUGCAUUUGACUCGUACAGCGGCGACGCCGCCUAUGCAUUAGGCAAAGUCAACGCAACGGCAAGCUCUAUUGAUGAGGGCAAGCGCGGCAGGACUCCUGCGGAGAUGUCGCGUCCGUGCACAUCCAGCCGCAACGGCUUUGUCGAGAGUCUGGGCGCGGGAAUCCUGACACUGAUGUCUGCUUCAGCCGCAAUCGAGUUUGGCGCCCCGAUAUAUGGUGUGCUGGCAAUGACCGCUACCUCAACAGACAAAGAGGGCCGUUCCGUGCCGGCGCCUGGACAAGGAAUUCUGACCACCGCCCGUGAAAUUUCCACGGCAGUUCCAUCACCGCUGCUUGAUUUUGAGUACCGUCGCGAGGAGCUAGCGGAGCGGAUCCAGGAAAUCGACCAGUGGGUCGGACCGUUCAUUCAAUGUGAGGCUACCAAGCUACGUAAGGAUGCACAGGACAAGUGGUGCAACGAGUUCUGGCACCGCGAUCCAACCAUUGCGCCUCUGCGCGGUUCACUGGCGACAUGGGGACUGACUGUCGACGACAUUGGACUUGGUCCCCACGUUAUCAAUCAGCAGUUUGGACAUCUCGGACGUACACCCGGACAUGCAGUUCCUGCUGUGUGCCAAAAGUGGCUGACAGGCCACCCAAAGGGACCUGCUGCAGCAUGGAUGUUGUCUGGUGCACUGCAGUCACUACGCACUGGGAUUGUGCCUGGAAACCGCAACGCUGACAAUAUCGAUGAGGAGCUUGAGCAGUACGACUACAUUUUCACGCUGGAGGAAUACCAUUACAAGGUCAUGGAGCGUGAAGCAAAGGCUUGCUGCUACUGGAGCAACGCGCUAACUGGCAAGCACACAUUCGUGCAGGUCAAGGACGCGCCCCCGUACACGGACAAACAAGAACCCGGUGUCUACCUGAAUCCGAUGGCCCGAGUCCAGUUUGAUCCUGUUGUGAAAAAGUAUCGUUUCUAGCCACAAUUUCAUCUCAAAUUUAUCUCAUCAAUAAUCAAUCAUAUCUGCAUUGGCACCAAGUUUU